Molecule: messenger RNA, 1677 nt
Organism: Solanum pennellii
Lineage: Eukaryota; Viridiplantae; Streptophyta; Magnoliopsida; Solanales; Solanaceae
Product: lysM domain receptor-like kinase 3
Exons: 1
Coding region: 208-1560 (450 amino acids)
Biological process (GO): protein phosphorylation
Molecular function (GO): protein kinase activity; ATP binding
Source: RefSeq, a predicted model, not a curated record
AACUCAAAUCGCAAAAUCUUUUGACUUGUUUUUUCAUCACAUCAUUCAAUUCUAAAUAAUAAUAAAAGCUUCUCUUUCCAAUUAUAUCUAAUAAAAAACUAUAUAUCUUGUUAAGUUUCAUUCUUGUUUUUCUUCUCAAUUAUGACUUUGGUAGAUGAGCAAUAAUAAUCUGAAAAAUCAUCAGUUUAUUUGUCAUCCACCUUCUUUAUGUGUAAAACGAAAAUGGCAGUUGAUGCUGCACAACCCAUUUCAACCCCAGCAAGAAGAUCAACAACUCCGAAAAUCACUUCUACACAACAGGCACAAUCUUCUACAUCUAAAUCGGGUCCAUCAAACAGCAGCAAUCGGGUCAGUUACACCUCCAACUCCGGUUCCGGGUCAGGGUCCGAAUACCACCUUGACACCUCCGUCGCAACCACCUCCGUCUCCAGCCAGGCAUCGCUCACUAGUUUCCGAGCAUCGUUGCCGGAUAAUCCUCAAGUUUAUGAUUUCUCCGAUAUUCGUGCCGCCACCAACAACUUCCUUGCCAAGCGCUACUCAUCCACCUCUUCAUCCCAAUCGUGGCGAUGCACGCUCCAUGGCAAAGAUGUAAUUAUCUUCCAACGAAGAAUCUACCAGAAAUCUAUGGAAAAGGCUGAAUUGAGGGCGAAAUUAUCAGUUAUUUGUAGAAGUCAUUAUAAAAGUAUAAUUAAACUCCUCGGUGCAUCAAUUUCUGGCGAUCAUAUUUACUUAGUGUACGAUUUUGUCCUGGGUUCUAACCUUUCUCUCUGCCUCCGGAACCCUAGAAAUCCAAGCUAUACGGUUCUCUCCACUUGGAUGUCACGAAUUCAAAUCGCUACUGAUGUUGCUCACGGUCUGGAUUAUAUACACAACACUACCGGUUUAGAGAUCGAUCCAGUUCACAAAUAUGUAAAGAGCAGUGGAAUCAUCGUCACCGAGCCUUCCUUUAACGCAAAAAUUUGCCAUUUCGGAGCAGCGGAGCUUUGCAGUGGAAGCGAGAGCAAAGCCGUGACGAAUGGCGGUGAGAUCUACGAGGAUGCAUCAGCAGUUUCAACGCCGGGGCGAAAGGGAUCGGGGACUAAGACUCGCGAGUUUGAAGGCGUGAGAGGUUACAUAUCGCCGGAGUACCAACUGACAGGAGUAGCAACACAGAAGUCCGACGUGUACGCAUUUGGAGUUGUGCUGUUGGAAUUGUUCUCCGGCGAAGAACCUGUGAGGUUCAAGUACGACAAGGCAACCGGAAAUUACAGUAAAAUCUCCCUUAUAGAUACGGCGAGGGUAGUAGUUGAGUGCGGCGGCGAUAGGGAGGAAGACGGCGGCGUAGGAGUGGAGAGACAGUUGAGGAAUUGGGUGGACCGGAGGUUGAGUGACUCGUUCCCGGUCGAGGUGGCACAGAAGGUAAUCCGGUUGGCAUUGGAUUGUUUACACGUGGAACCAGAUGAUAGGCCCGAUAUGCGCCGCGUGGCGGGUAAGAUAUCAAAGCUGUAUUUAGAGUCCAAAUUUUGGUCGGAUCGGGUCAAAAUGCCCACGGAAAUAACCGUGUCAUUAGCACCUCGAUGAGACGAUAAUUUUUUUUUUUGAUUAUUUCGUGAAAAUGUACUUUUCCAAAGAAUAUUUGACAUAAUUCCACUAAUUAGUUUAAAGGAGAAUAUAUUUGCUGUAAAUUUUGUCAGUUUA